Messenger RNA from Larimichthys crocea (large yellow croaker), 1151 nucleotides. RefSeq names its product inner mitochondrial membrane peptidase subunit 2 (gene immp2l). Bases 132 to 665 code for a protein of 177 amino acids. The transcript is spliced from 6 exons. The record is from RefSeq and is a predicted model, not a curated record. Gene Ontology annotation, cellular component: mitochondrial inner membrane peptidase complex; membrane. NCBI's taxonomy places the organism in Eukaryota, Metazoa, Chordata, Actinopteri, Sciaenidae. Gene Ontology annotation, molecular function: serine-type endopeptidase activity.
GUCCCUCCUGGCUACCGUAGGGCUAGAUGCACCUCGGCACCUCCCACUUCCGCGUUUCCAGUGUGGUGUAUUAUCUGUGUGUGUGUUGAAGGAGCGACAGGUUGUGGCUGUUCCCGUGCAAUGCUCUGGUAAUGGCUCAGCAGGCGUCGGCAGGGAGGCGCUACCUGCGGGCGUUCGUUAGCGGCUUCUUUGUUGCUGUUCCUGUCACCGUCACCGUCCUUGAUCGAUUCGCCUAUGUGGCGCGAGUGGAGGGAGCGUCCAUGCAGCCCUUCCUGAACCCAGACGGGGGGUCAAGAUGUGACGUUGUCCUGCUGAACCGUUGGAGUGUGAGGAACUACCAGGUCCAACGAGGCGACAUCGUCUCCGUCCUGUCCCCCAAGAAUCCUCAGCAGAAGAUCAUCAAGCGGGUCAUUGGCCUGGAGGGAGACUUCAUCAGGACUCUCGGCUACAAAAACCGAUAUGUUCGAGUUCCUGAUGGUCACUUCUGGAUUGAGGGGGAUCAUCACGGACACAGUCUGGACAGCAACAGCUUUGGACCGGUGUCUGUGGGGCUGCUUCAUGGUCGGGCUUCUCACAUCAUCUGGCCACCAAAUCGUUGGCAGCAAAUCAAACCAUCCCUCCCCCCAAACCGAGGACCGCUGGACACUGGGGAAGAAGAAGGAUGAAGACAUGCGCACACACAAUUUUUAUAACUAUGAUAAUAUCAUCUAAACUGAUGUGAGGUGUCCGUUGGCUAAUGUGAUUGGAAAGACAGACCACACAUUGUAUUACUAUUAUUUUUUCUAAAAUGUCAAAUUAAGGCGAUCAGAUGCUGAUUCUGAGUCCGAUUCUUCCACUACUGUUAUGUAAACUGUUCAGCUGUAUAUGGAUUGUGUGUUUUGUUCAUUUUGCCACAGUACAGUUGUUACAUGAACAAUGUAACAGAGACUCUAACCUGUGACAUUUGUGGGUUCUUUGAACCACAACCACAUAAAGAGUUAAAGUCCUGACCGAGACCUGGAACGACCGGUUGAUUACGAUAAUUGAUUAAUCAUUGAAGUCAUUUUUCAAGGAAAAUUAAAAAUAUUUUCUGUCCAGAGUCAUAAAUGUGAUGAUUUAUCUUUUGGUUUUGGACUGUUGGUUGAAUAAAACAAGACAUUUGAAGACGGCAC